Molecule: messenger RNA, 6506 nt
Organism: Geodia barretti
Lineage: Eukaryota; Metazoa; Porifera; Demospongiae; Tetractinellida; Geodiidae
Source: the annotation of a GenBank genome assembly
UAGCUAGCUAGCUAGCUAUACACGUGUACGUACGUGUGAGUGAUCCCCUGAGGAAACUGCGGCAGUGGAAGUAAGCUACGUAGCUUACUGGUACAGUUUGAAGUAUUAUAGAGCCCAUACUCUCAAACCGGUGCGGGCGGCGCCACACUUCUGCAGAAAAAGGGGGAGGAUCUGCUAAGGGGGUGUGUCACCUCGGACAAUGGCUCAGCUUACGCUGCUGCUGCUAACGCUACUGGCCCUCCACUGUGGAAGGGUGCUGACCCAACCAGAGUACGUGAACGGUGAAUGCUAUGCAGACGGUGCUCCGACCCGAUGUGAGCCAGUUAGAAUGUCGUUUUCUCUCUUUCAACAAGCAACAACAUCAAGUACGUGCGGCGCUCCGCCUGCGCCAUUCUGCGUCCGUUCAGUCUCGCUGGGCAGAGUCGUCAGUGACUGCAGGGGAGGGGACAUCUGCGAUGCUAGCGAUCCCAACAACGACCACAACGUUCUUUACCUAACGGACUUCCCACUCAACAGCAUGUGGUGGCAAUCAGAAAACAGCUUGACCUCAGACGACCGCGUUGUUAUCGACAUACUGCUUUUGACUCUCGCCGAGAUUUCGUUCAUUUCUUUUGACUUCCACGGCAUCAAAGCGGCCGCCUUUCACCUAGAAAGGUCCAAGGACUAUGGACUGACUUUUGAGCCAUACCACUACUUUGCAAUAUCCUGUGAGAAUACCUUUGGCAUGCUUCCAGACGCAGAGCUGACGACUGUCAAUGAGACGACCGUCCUUUGCCAAACCAUACAAGAGCCCCCAACUCCAGGAAUUAUCACUUUCUUCCCUGCCAUAGAUCGCCCCUCUGCCAAUGAUUCCCAGCCAGGCUACAGCGAGGCCCUCUACCAGUUUGUCACAGCAACCAAUGUCCGUGUUAUUUUCGACAAACACUAUGAACUACAACUAGCAGAAGAGGAUCCUGGGUACUACUAUGCACUGGAUGAUAUCAAUGUCAUUGGGAGUUGUCAGUGCUACGGACAUGCUUCUCGGUGUAUAGAGGACAGCAUGACAGGCCUGUAUCAGUGUGUUUGCCAGCACAAUACAACAGGCACAUACUGCGAGAGGUGCCAGGAUUUCUACAAUGAUGUACCAUGGCAAAGGGCAGAUGGCAGUGGAUCAUUUGAAUGCAAAAUGUGCAACUGCAACAACCACAGCAGCGAGUGUGUGUUUGAUGAGGGGGUGUAUGCAGAGACAGAGUUCACCAGCGGGGGAGUGUGCCAGAACUGUGAUGGCAAUACAGCUGGACGGCAGUGUGAAACUUGUGCACCUUUCUACUACUCCAGGCCUGACAGACAGCAAACAGAUCCUGAUGUUUGUCAAGCAUGCCAGUGCAGCUUGGAAGGUGUUGUUGACAGUGGGGAUUGUGUGAAGAAAACAGAUGGUGUGAACCAACCAGGUGACUGCUACUGCAAAGCCAAUGUCAUGGGGAAACAGUGCGACAUGUGCAUUCCUGGCUACUUCAAUCUCUCUGCUAGCAACCGUGAUGGCUGCCAAGCAUGCAGUUGCAGUGCAAAUGGUAGCACCAAUCAGACAUGCAAUCACAUUACUGGAGAGUGUGAGUGCAUGCCAUACGUGGUGGGUCCACAGUGUGAUUCCUGUCAAGAAAACUAUUAUCAGCCCGACCCCAACCAGGGCUGUUUACCCUGUGACUGCAACCCUGGAGGUUCUACAAGCGCCCAGUGUGAUAUGGCUGCUGGUCAGUGUGACUGCAAACAAGGAGUGACUGGAAUGAAGUGCAAUGAAGUGGUCCCAGGGAGCUUCUUUCCGGCUAUUGAUCACCUACGUUUUGAAGCAGAGUCAGCAGUCCUUGUCCCGCCAUCAGUACUUACCCUCACAAGUGGGGAGGGGGAAUCAUUUACUGGCACUGGUUACUACAGAGUGGUCGAAGGGGAAGGGAUUGCAAGAUUCGAUCGUUCAGUGACUUUUCCACAGAGUGGAACCUACGAGGUGAUCUUUCGCUACAACCUUGCUGGAGCUCUUUUUUGGGAGACUGUCACUCUGACAAUACGCACUGAGCUAGGAGAGGAAGAAGCACAAGUGGUAGACUGUGGGAGUGGUACUGAGCUACCAGUUGCGAUACAAGCAUUGAGUAUAGAUCUUGGAGCAUGGGAACUGGGGUGUACAUUUCACACACACUUUGCUUCCAAGCUGGACAUUCAUACACCUUCAUCCUAAGCGAGCUAAUCUCUGGUCAAAGCUCUUCUCCUAUACUGGAUAUAGAUUCCAUGGUGAUAAUUCCAAUUGAUAUCCCUGGGUUGGCUGUAUUUGACAAUAGCCAACUGGUCGCAGACUACAUGGGUUGUGUCGACUCUUGGCGACGAGUCACUACCAUCAGUUCAGCUGAAUCUAUCUGUGAGAGUAUCACUUUUACUUUCUCUACUGCCGUCUACGAUGGUGCACAAGAGUGUGAUUGUGACCCGACUGGAUCACUAGCUGGUACGGUCUGUGAACCGUUUGGGGGUCAGUGUGUCUGUCUUCCUGGUGUUCGUGGACGGACAUGUGACGAUUGCAGACCAGGCUCCUUUGGUUUCUCUUCCAAUGGAUGCACAUCUUGCUUAUGUGAUUCUGUGGGCUCUGCUAAUCAGUUUUGUGAGCCUGAUAUGGGAACCUGUGAGUGUCUUCCCAAUGUGGCUGGUCCUGACUGCUCCACAUGUGAACAAAGCUUCUGGGGACUGAGUGAUGGCGGUGGUUGUGUAUCAUGCUCCUGUGAUGAAAUAGGUUCCAGUAGCCAGCAGUGUGAUGAUCAAAGUGGAGAGUGUGAAUGUAGGCCUGGUGUGGUUGGCUCGCAAUGUGACUCAUGCGAAGAUGGAUACUUUGGAUUCUCUAGCGAUGGCUGCAGCCAAUGUAUCUGCAACCAAGCUGGCUCUGCGGGACAAGAAUGUGACACAGUUACUGGGCAAUGCACAUGCAAGGAGAACACAAGAACCAGAGACUGCUCGGGGUGUGUUCCUGGCACAUUCAACCUGCAGGAAAACAACCCGUCUGGAUGCCAGCCCUGCUACUGCUCUGGCCUCGGAGUCACUUGCUUCCCUGCUCCCAGCUACGUAGCAGCCAAUAUCAGCACUGACUUUAGCGCUGGUACUCAGGGAUGGACCGUGCUCACAGAAAACCUCUCCCCUCAUCCUGACCCUGACUCUGUCAUUGCCAUACUGCCAUUUACAAGUGGACUUACCAUCUUUCCAAACUCAGCCGCAUUCUUACAAGCACCUCAGCAUUACCUAGGAAAUAGAUUAAGCUCCUACCUUCAGUCUAUAGCCAUUAGCCUGGAAUCACAAAGUUCUUCGGUUGGAGCUGAAACGACAACACCAAUUGAUGUAAUUCUUAGUGGAAGCAACAUUGAGCUUGGGGCAAAGUUUUCAAGUAGUAUCAUAGAAGGUGCCGAGACUUUUACUCUUCUACUGCACGAGAGUUAUGGAUGGUUUCACACUGACGGUAAUGUGGCAGCUACUGCAGAAGAUAUACAAGCAGCACUGUAUUCCUUAGAUGGCCUCUAUAUUACAGCAGGCUUCAAUUCCAGCAUCAUACUAAGAAGCAUACACCUCAAUACAGUUCAAGAAAGUGUUGGUAUUAGUGAUCCAUCAGCAGUUACAUGGGUGGAACAGUGUGAUUGUCCCACUGGCUACGGUGGUCUCUCAUGCCAGGUGUGUUCAACAGGAUACACGAAAUCACCUUCUGGAUCGUGCAAACCAUGUCAGUGCAACGGCUUUAGUGACUUGUGUGACCCUGAUACUGGAGUCUGCAUUGGCUGCACGGGAUCUACAGGGGGAGACUUUUGUGGCCAGUGCCUGCCUGGAACCCAUGGUGACCCAACACAAGGAAUUCCCUGUCUGCCAUGUCCCUGCCCACUCACCACAACACCGGGGCAGUUUACUGACGCUUGUAUACUUCAACCGCCUGACACUAUAGUGUGUUUAAAUUGCCCCGAUGGACACACAGGCAGCCGCUGUGAGUCCUGCAGUACCGGCUUCUUUGGAGACCCAACAGGAGAGAACGGCAUUCCCACUGGCUGCUCUGACUGUCUUUGCAAUCGGAAUAUUGACAGCAAUCUUCCCAAUGCCUGUGAUACAACAACUGGCAUUUGUUUGCAGUGCAUCAACAACACAGCUGGAGACAUGUGUGAGAGAUGUGCCGAUGGCUUUUUCGGAGAUGCUAUUGUUGCAAAGAAUUGUACAGUGUGUGACUGUGAUCCCACUGGGUCCACAGACAGUAGCUGUGACCACCAGACAGGAGCAUGUGUUUGUCUAGAAUAUGUCACAGGGGGACGUUGUGAGCAUUGCUCCCCUGGCUACUAUGGAUUCAACAGUGGGACAGGGUGUGUAACCUGCAACUGCAACCUAGAAGGAUCAGUAGACACCCAGUGUGACCCUGAGACCGGGCAGUGUAGCUGCAAACCUGGUGUAACUGGUCAGCUCUGUGACGAAUGUGCAACUGGGUUCUUUGGUUUUUCUCAGAACGGCUGUCAAGCUUGCAACUGCUCUACAACAAACUCAGUCAUCAACACCUGUGAUGCUAGUGGGACAUGCCAGUGUCAGCCUGGUUCAACUGGGCCAAACUGUGAAACAUGCGUUGAGAACUACUACCAGGAUGUACAAGGAUGCUCAGAAUGUCCUCAGUGCUAUCAAGAACUGCAAACAAGGUUCUACAAUACAUCUACUGUGCAUGACCAAGUAGAAAGCAGCCUUUUCAAUCUACUAAUCGAGACUUCACCCUAUGAUCCACGACUUCAAGAGGAACAAGAAGAUGUUCAGGAAAUAGCUGAUCUUGGACAGGUAUAUAUUCAGCAACAUAGCCAGCUCCAAGUGCAGGUGGCCUACCUCACGACUGUCGUCAAUGAAAUACUGCGUGAAGACAUCACUGAACUUGAAGCAAACUUGGAUCUUUUGAAGACAACAUCAACACCUGUGUUCAUCCAGGCCCUAGCAUCCGAAGAGCUCAUGAAUCGGACAAUCACUGAGUUCCAAAUGGCCCAAGAUGAAAUAACAAGACUAGUUGAAUUCUACAUCACUAACAUUACACAGUCACUCUCGGCUAUAAACGACAGUCAUUCUUUAGCAAUGGAGGCACUGGAAUCUCUCACCUCUCAACUACAAUUGCUGAAUACUCGGGCAAGUGAGAUAUCUCUUUUGGUUUCUGAACUGAUAUCAGUUACAAAUGCUUUGGUAGCAACAGUUCAUGACAUUCAAACUUUAAACGUAGAGAUUCAGAGUGUAGCGAGCAUUCUUCAGCAUAACAUGACAUAUGUCCAGCAUCAUGUAAACUCACUCACUCAACUAGUAAGAAGAAUUUCUAUAGACAUAAUGGAGCUGACCGUUAGCAUCGGGGAGCAAAUGGAUACAAUACCCGACAUCCCAUCACCUAGUUAUAUCGAGGAGCUCCAAGCCAGUUUGUCUAGUUCUCAGUCAACUGUAGAACCUAUCAACAACCGACUUGGCAUGAAGGUAGCUGAUAUCUCUCAUCUCCACGAUGCUGUUUCAGAGAAAGAAAGAGAAGUUGAUUCGCUAACAGAGCUGCUCCAGGAGUUUGGCAACCAAGCUCAAGACCUUGAAGACCAUGUGAAAAUAACAGACAAUAUGACUAUGACCACUGUCACUGAUGUGGAGCGCAAAAUGUAUGAGGCAGAGAUUGUCCUGGAGAACCUUCAGCACUUUAGCAUUGACACUUUCGAGGUGGCAAGGAGAGCAAAUGAAGCACUCAGUUCAGCUGAAGGACUAACAAGUGAAGCUGAUAUUGUACUGGAGAGUGUAGCUGCUAUAGAAAAGAACGUAUCUGAAUUGAGGCUCACACUACAUGAUGCCAUUCAUAACACAUACGAUGCAGAUAAUAUCACUAGAGAUAUUGCAGCGGUAACAGCUAGUUUGGAUGCAGAUACCGUACUGUCGACAGUUUAUAGAAAUCAGAAUACUAGCCAAGAGAGCUUAGAUGAAGCAUUAGAGCUACAAAUGCAAGCACAGCAUUAUCAAGAACGAUUAUUUUCUCUAAAGACUGAUGCCGACAGGGAUGAAGAAGCAGUUCAGAAUAGCAGUCAACUCAUUGCUGACUUGGAAGAGCUGCUUCAAGAAGCCAAUAGCAGUGUCAGGACUUUAGAAGCAGCAUUAACUAGUCUAGAUUAUGUUGAGUCCAGUCAGCUACAGCAAGUAGUAGACGAACUGAAUAGACAGCUUUCUUUACUGCAGUCAGAGCUUUCAUCAGCUGACAUCCAAAUGCUGUAUGCAUCACUCAGCCAAAGUUUAGAGGAGCAAAAGUCCAUUCGCCAGGAGUUGGAAAACAGUCUUGCCACAAUGGAAGCAGAAAUACAAGACCUGCAACACCUAGAGUCAAUGCUUCCACUUGGCUGUGACAGAAACUUAUAGCAUUGGCUUUGAGCUUUGUAUAGCAGACACUUUUGCAUACACACAUGGAGUACUGUAGUACAUCUGUCACAACGUUCAUGUAAUGUACACUAUGAUUAUGUAAUUGACCAUAAGUUUUUAUA